CCCGUCUUAGGUUGUCGACAUCGGUUGUCGACAUCGGUUGAUGCAGUCGGUGCAGUCGUGCAGUUGAUGGACUGCAGAAACAUACACACCCCUACAUAUCUACGACAGCAAGAGCGAUGUCAUUACUAUGGCCAGCCACAACGACGCCUCCAAGCUAACCCUCUUCUCUCUCCCAAACGAAGUGCUAGUACAAAUCCUCUCGAGGUUCUCGACCCGCUCCCUCCUCCCGUGGACGGCAGUCUCCCACCGCUUCCACGCCCUCAUCCUAAGAAUCCUGCACUACCGGCUCCGCAUAGCCGCCUCCCUGCCCGAAUAUAAGCUCAUCCUCGAAUGCUUCCACCCGAGCUCGAAACUCAUUGAACCGCACGUUUUCUGCACCUACAUCGGCACAGAUGGCCUGAGCAGCCAGUUCGACGGGAAGGGGUCCCUGUACGAGAACGUCGACACCGCGGAGCGCCUCGGCCGACUCGGCUCAGUGUACUCACGGUUCCGGCCGGAGCGGGUACCAGAAGAUAGGUCGGUGGCCGCGCGAUGGGAAUCGCAUAGCACAGACGAAGAGCCGGAGACCCACCACGAGGACCGGACGGUGGCGCGGCUGAUCAACCUGGAAGAAUUCGAGGAUUUCUUCCAGCUGUGUGUGGUGGUCAAUGUGGUCAAAGUCAUGCCGGGUAGUGACCUCUUGCUGAGUGCGCAUACCGUCGAAGAUGGGGUCAUAAGAGUGUUUCGGGAUUGGCUUAAGGAGCGAGAAGGAUGGGACCGUACUGCCCCUGGUGGUGAUACUCCGGGCAAGGGACUGGCCGCAGAUCGCGACGAGGCGCAGAUGCUCUGGGUUGAUCCAGGUCGCAAUGUCGGCAUCAAGGCGCGGGUUCGGGAGAGGAGAUAUCUCAACCAGCAGAUGCCGUUGCUGGUCCACCGUGAUGAGGAGGGGUCGACGGCAUACGAAUUGAGCAUUGAAGAAUUGCAUAUUCGCACCACUUGUCUGUUGAUGACCGUCGAGAAGUCCCAGGAGGAACAGAAGAACUAUCCGAAGGCGGUGAUCUUUACGCGGAGUGUAUAGUCCAUGAUAUUGCACAGCAGGUGAUAUGCUUCAAUAUGGUUAGUUAAUGCAUGAAGCCAGUCCAUCAAUAAGAAGUAGCCAUAUGCAAUAUAUGCC
Messenger RNA from Aspergillus homomorphus CBS 101889, 1153 nucleotides. Its product is annotated as F-box protein. The transcript has 4 exons. The record is from RefSeq and is a predicted model, not a curated record. Lineage: Eukaryota; Fungi; Ascomycota; Eurotiomycetes; Eurotiales; Aspergillaceae. Gene Ontology annotation, molecular function: protein binding. The coding region runs from base 128 to 1057 and encodes 309 amino acids.